Messenger RNA from Colletotrichum karsti, 1725 nucleotides. Its product is annotated as steroid monooxygenase. The transcript is spliced from 5 exons. The coding region runs from base 1 to 1725 and encodes 574 amino acids. The record is from RefSeq and is a predicted model, not a curated record. Gene Ontology annotation, molecular function: flavin adenine dinucleotide binding; NADP binding; N,N-dimethylaniline monooxygenase activity. Lineage: Eukaryota; Fungi; Ascomycota; Sordariomycetes; Glomerellales; Glomerellaceae.
AUGGCAACUACAACAUCCGCCAAGAAGUUUGCGACCGACCUCACCGACUAUUCCGCACGACGUCAGACUACGGGACCGUACGCCGACAAUCUCGAUGUAGACGUUCUCAUUGUUGGCGGCGGAUUCGGGGGCGUGUUCAUGUUGAAGACCCUCCGGGAGAUGGGCCUUCGCGCUGUCAUCUACGAAGCAGGGACUUCUUUCGGUGGCACCUGGAGGUGGAACCGAUACCCCGGAGCUCGAGUCGACUCUGAAGUUCCCGAGUAUGAGUUCUCUUGGCCAGAGGUCUUUGAGGGCUGGAAUUGGUCGACCAACUAUCCCAACUAUGAAGAGCUGCGGGCGUACUUUGACCAUGUCGACAGAGUCCUGAACCUCUCGAAAGAUUGCUCGUUUGAGACGGUCGUAGUCGGCGCUCAGUUCCAGCCUACGGAGGGAAAGUGGCACAUCAAGACAGCCGAUGGUCGUUUGGCAAAGAGCAAGUACUUCAUUGUUGCAGCUGGUUUUGCAUCCAAGCGUUACAUCCCUAACUGGCCCGGCGUCGAAAAGUUCAAGGGAGUCGUCCACCACUCCUCGUUCUGGCCCGAAGAAGACGUCGACGUCCGCGGCAAGCGAUGCGCCGUCAUCGGCACCGGAGCCUCCGGCGUCCAGAUCUCACAAGAAUGGGGCAAGAAAGUCGGCGAAGACGGCGAGCUCAAAGUGUUCCAGCGAACGCCGAACCUGGCCGUACCGAUGGGCAAACGACCCCUGACACCGGACGAGCAGAACAUCGCCAAGGGAUGGUACCCGCGUCUCUUCCAGCUGCGCGAGAAGUGCUUCGGCGGUUUCUUCUACGGCAUGGUCGAGCGCAACACCUUUGACGACUCCCCAGAGGAGCGUGAGGUCUUCUACAGGACGCUCUGGGAACACGGGGGCUUCAGGUUUUGGCUCGGGAACUACAAAGACAUGCUGUUCGACGCGGAGUCAAACAAGCAGGCCUACCAUUUCUGGUCGAAGAACGUGCGCGCCAGAAUCGGAGACGCCAGGAAGAGAGACAUCCUGGCCCCGAAGGUCGAGCAAAUGCCUCACUUCUUUGGUGUCAAGAGGCCGUGUCUGGAGCAGAACUACUACGAGCAAUUCAACAAGCCCAACGUGGACGUGAUCGACAUCAGCAAGAACGGCAUCUCCAGCUUCACGGAGACUGGCAUCCAGUUGGAGGAUGGAUCUCACUACGAGUUCGAUGUGGUCGCCAUUGCUACUGGGUUUGACAUUACCACCGGCGGCAUGACAAACAUGGGCCUCAAGAGCAUCAACAACACCUAUCUUCAAGACGAAUGGAAAGCCGCAGCAAACACCUACCUAGGCACCACGGUCAGCGGAUACCCCAACAUGUUCCACAUGUACGGCCCCCACGGCCCGACCUUGCUCAGCAACGGCCCUUCAACUGUCGAGGUCCAGGGCCGAUGGAUCGCUCAUUGCAUCCGCAAAAUCGAGCGGGAGAGUAUCAAGUACAUCAACCCGACUGAUCAGGCGACGAAGACUUGGAAACAGAGAAUCAACGCCCUCAGUGAUGCCUCUUUGUUCCCCACGACGAGGUCGACAUACAUGGGUGGGUCAAUGCCGGGCAAGGCGUUCGAACAGGUCAACUUCGCGGGUGGUAUCCCGCAGUAUGCCAAGGAGAUUCGGGAAGCGCUGGAUGGUUGGGUUGGGUUUGACAUUGUGAAGGAUACAAGAGACAGAAGCAGGAUUUGA